UACAAUAUAGAGCAACUGUGCGCACAUCUUAGUGAUUAGCAUGGAGGCCAAGCUUGUAGUCAUCCUUGUGGCCUGCUUGUUGAUUUCCUUUAGCAAUGGAGGAGAUGCACAGUGCACGGUGAAAGACCUCGUCGUCGCCCAGACCACGGCGCCGACGCAGCCCGGAGAGACGUACCCGAAGCAUGUGGUGACGGUGAAGAACACUUGCGUUUGCAUGCAGCUCAGCGUGAAGAUGGACUGCGCGGGGUUCGACUCCUCAGUCGACGUCGUCCCUGCUGACACGAUCACGCCGGACGGCGACAAUGCGCUCUGCACCCUCAAUGGCGGUCGUCCGGUGUAUGGAAACGGCACGGUCACGUUCAGCUACGCGUGGAGCACAGACAUCAGCUUCCGGCCCGUCUCGUCGUACAUGGAAUGUUCCGUAGCACCAUAAUGUUUAAGGACUCAUUUUACAAAAAAAUGUUUAAGGACUCUAAAAACCAUGGAAAAGUAUACAGCUGGUAGUGGAAAGAACGAAGCGCAGGAAAUAAAUGGAGUAUACUU
Messenger RNA from Triticum urartu, 543 nucleotides. RefSeq lists its product as uncharacterized. NCBI's taxonomy places the organism in Eukaryota, Viridiplantae, Streptophyta, Magnoliopsida, Poales, Poaceae. Gene Ontology annotation, biological process: cell fate determination. The record is from RefSeq and is a predicted model, not a curated record.